AUGGCGGCGGCGGCGGCAGGAGUCGCUGGGGAGUCGUCGGGGACGAAGACGAAGAAGCUUAAGAUUGCUGUCAUCCACCCCGACCUUGGAAUCGGUGGUGCUGAGAGAUUGAUAGUUGACGCGGCAUGUCAGCUUGCUGCCCAUGGGCACGAUGUUCAUGUUUUCACAUCACACCAUGACAGAAAUCGGUGCUUUGAGGAAACAGUCUCUGGUACAUUCCCAGUUACAGUAUAUGGAGAUUUCCUGCCUCGUCAUGUGUUUUACCGCUUUCAUGCUGUCUGUGCUUAUCUUCGCUGCAUUUUUGUUGCACUCUGCGUGCUACUUUGGUGGUCCUCCUUUGAUGUCAUAUUGGUAGACCAGGUUUCUGUUGUGAUUCCACUACUUAAACUAAAGGCAUCAUCAAAGACAAUUUUUUAUUGCCAUUUUCCUGAUCUGUUGCUUGCACAACAUACAACAAUUCUUCGGAGGUUAUAUCGCAAGCCAAUUGACAUGAUUGAGGAAGCCACGACUGGUAUGGCAGAUUUGAUUCUAGUCAACAGUAAGUUCACUGCAGCAACUUUUGCCAGGACAUUUUGCAGUCUUCAUGCUAGAGGAAUCGAGCCUGGUGUUCUAUACCCAGCGGUCUCCGUUGAGCAGUUUCAUGAACCUCAUGAUUAUAAGUUGAAUUUCCUCUCAAUUAACCGGUUUGAGAGAAAAAAGAAUCUUGGUCUAGCCAUUUCAGCAUUUGCUUUGCUCCGGUCAGUUGUUUCUAAGCAACCUGGUGAUGCGCUGCUGGAAGCAAGCUUAACAGUGGCAGGUGGGUACGAUAAGCGUCUCAAAGAAAACGUUGAAUACCUUGAGGAGCUCAAAAGAUUGGCAGCGACUGAAGGUGUUUCUGAACAUGUUAAAUUUGUGACAUCUUGUUCUUCAGCUGAAAGAAACGAGCUUCUGUCCAACUGCCUUUGUGUGUUGUACACUCCAAAGGACGAGCAUUUUGGCAUUGUUCCUCUUGAAGCCAUGGCAGCAUACAAGCCUGUAAUCGCAUGCAACAGUGGCGGUCCAGUGGAAACAGUGGUGAAUGAAGCGACAGGUUUUCUGUGCGAUCCCUCCCCCAUUGAAUUUUCCAAAGCCAUGGUGAAGUUUGUGGGCGAUCACGAUCUAGCGAUCCGGAUGGGCAAGCAAGCACGCGACCGCGUGGUGCAGAAAUUCUCGACCAAGACGUUCGGCGACCUCCUGAACAGCUAUGUCCUCAAUGUCUACCAUCAGAGGAUGGAGUGA
Triticum turgidum subsp. durum (durum wheat) is the source of this 1257-nucleotide messenger RNA. NCBI's taxonomy places the organism in Eukaryota, Viridiplantae, Streptophyta, Magnoliopsida, Poales, Poaceae. The record is from the annotation of a GenBank genome assembly.